Fusarium oxysporum Fo47 is the source of this 1992-nucleotide messenger RNA. Its product is annotated as P-loop containing nucleoside triphosphate hydrolase protein. Gene Ontology annotation, molecular function: ATP hydrolysis activity; ATP binding. The coding region runs from base 1 to 1992 and encodes 663 amino acids. Lineage: Eukaryota; Fungi; Ascomycota; Sordariomycetes; Hypocreales; Nectriaceae. The transcript has a single exon. The record is from RefSeq and is a predicted model, not a curated record.
AUGUCGCAUCCGCCACAACCUCCUCCACUCCCGUCACUUUCUAAACCCGAGGAGCAAUUUCAGGCCGGUACCGACCUUCCACCAUUGAUUGUAAAGCGAGGUGAUAGGUACAAUAGAGAUUUGGAAUUUGAAUUCCCCAAGUCUAAUCCCAAAUCCGGCUCAGUCUCAUUGCGCGUUAUUAUCAACCAGUAUCUCGGUACUCCUCAUGCAUCAAGGGCCCAUGCCGGUAAAAUCUUCAACAUACUAGGCCGCCUCCGCUGCCUUCAAUAUGCCCUGAGAAGAUACAACUAUGGCUUAGUCGAACGUACACCCGACUUCCUGAAAUAUUGGCGCCGACAUACUCUGCACCUUCUAUCUGGAUUCGGCAUCAACUCAGUGCAUAAUCAUGGUGCUGUUCAUAUCGCUGGCCUUGACGACUUGAUUGUGCAAAUUGAAGAUAUCUAUCAAAAUGAUAUUCGAGAGUAUGAGACUCUGAUAAGCCAAGGCAUGACGAACUUCCAAGGAUUGCUUGAACUUUUUAGACCUGAUGUUCCUGUCAAGGCAUCGUCAGUGGCUGGGGGAACCCCGUGUGUUUUUCGGGUGACAGAUGCCUUUUUCUCAGAGCGUCGCAAUGCUUUCGGUUCGUCUUCCAAAGACUUUCAUGUCACUCUGGAAACUGUAGUUGCUGUGGGUGAUCACUUCUCGGUAGCUACCUUUACAGAAGUGUUCUCUGGCUGGGUCGGAACGCAGCCACGGGCCCUGUCUGACUUGACCUACCAGCCAGUUGUUGACAUUGAACAAGACACCCUUCUGGCACGCGCAGAGAAAGCUGUCAGGUUUGGAACACGUGGUGCAAAGUAUCUCGCCUAUGCUCCGAGUACCUUCAUCCUUCACCCAGCUCGAACUCGGAACAAGUCUACUAUGUCUCAGUCAACGCACAGCUCGACUUCUCUUUCAGGCGGCCGAAUCAUGGUCGAUAUGGCUAGAAGUGCAUCUCUAGGUCAUCACCCUUGCCAAGGCGUGGAUGGGGCCACUCUAGCAAUCAUCCAACUCUCAUCACGAUAUCGACAUUGGAUGUCUAACAGUGACCGUUCUGGUUCAGUUGAUGACGAUUCUCUGUAUCUAUGGGAUGAUGUACCAAAAGAACUCUUGAUUACCUGCUGGCCAGCAUUGGUUGGAUUCAGCUUCUCUGCCAAGGCUUGGGGCCAUGUUCUCGUCGAUGGCCUCUCGGAAAUCAAUUUUCAGAAUCAGGCCUUCGACCGACUUGUUCUUUCACAUGAACGCAAGCAGCUCAUUCGCGCCGUCGUUCGUUGUGGAACAUCUCUAGACGUUCAGGCUCAGGAUCUAAUCAGCACCAAACAAGGCGGUCUGAUUUUUCUGCUUCAUGGUCCACCAGGUGUUGGUAAAACGCUCACGGCAGAAGCAGUAGCGGAGUUAUUGCACCGCCCAUUGUACUAUGUUACCAUGGGGGAGCUUGGAGUGACCCCAGACGAUCUAGAGACUAGGCUCAGUGAUAUUCUGGCCAUCUGCGCUGAAUGGGAUGCCCUGGCGGUUCUUGAUGAAGCUGAUGUUUUCUUGGAAACUCGCAGAACUUCUGAUCUGGUGCGCAAUGCCAUGGUCUGCGUCAUGCUUCGGAUGCUGGAGUACCAUCCUGGCAUUCUAUUCCUUACCACGAAUCGGGUGCGAAGUCUUGAUCCUGCUUUUGAGAGCCGAAUCACGCUGUCCAUUCGUUAUGAAAGCCUUGACCGCGAUGCACGUGAGCAAAUCUGGAAGAACCAACUCAAUGAUCACUCUAGGGUCGAUACCCAGACUAUAAACUAUGGAGAGCUAGCUAAUCAGCAGCUGAAUGGUAGACAGAUUAAGAACGUGGUACGCUUGGCGCUGAGCUUAGCUAUGGAUCAGAAAAUCAUGGUCACACAAAAGGUGCUACAAGAAACUGUCAAAGUAACAGCGCUUGGACUUGAAGAUAUGAAAGCGGAUAACACUUGGGAAAGCUUUACUCAUGAGAUGUAG